CGUGUUUGGAGGAGAUGGACCGGGAUCAGAACCAGGAUCAGAUCCAGAACCAGGACCAGGAGUCCAGCAGGACCAAAGCGGACUCUUCCUCCGCUGGUCUGCAGAAACAUAAAGCCAAAGAGAGAACCACAAGUUACUGCUGGGAUAUGAGGGAUAAAGUCCUCACCUCUUCACCAGGUCUGAAGGUCCGAAAGAGGAUUCAUACUGAAGAGAAGCUGUACACCUGUGAACAGUGUGGGGCAGCUUUUACCACAUCAACUAUUUUAAAGGGUCAUCAGCGUAUCCACACUGGAGAAAAGCCACACAAAUGUGAUCAGUGUGGUGUGGCUUUUACCCGACAAGGUGAUCUAAGGCAUCAUCAGCGUAGUCACACUGGAAAUAAGCCUUACAGAUGUGAUCAGUGUGGGGCAGCUUUUAACCAACAAGGUAAUCUAAGGAGUCAUCAGCGUAUUCACACUGGGGAUAAGCCUUACAGAUGUGAUCAGUGUGGGGCAGCUUUUACCCAACAAGGUGAUCUAAGGAAUCAUCAGCGUAUUCACACUGGAGAGAAGCCUUACAGAUGUGAUCAGUGUGGAGCAGCUUUUACCCAACAAGGUCACCUAAGGAGUCAUCAGCGUAUUCACACUGGAGAAAAGCCGUACAAAUGUGAUCAGUGUGGGGCAGCUUUUACCCAACAAGGUUGUCUGAGGAGUCAUCAGCGUAGUCACACUGGAUUUAAGCCUUACAGAUGUGAUCAGUGUGGGGAAUUUUUCACCAGACAAAGUCAUCUAAGGAGUCAUCAGCGUAUUCACACUGGAGAGAAGCCGUACAGAUGUGAUCAGUGUGGGGCAGCUUUUACCCGACAAGGUGAUCUAAGGCGUCAUCAGCGUAUUCACACUGGAUUUAAGCCUUACAGAUGUGAUCAGUGUGGAGCAGCUUUUACCCAACAAUGUGAUCUAAGACGUCAUCAGCGUAUUCACACUGGAGAUAAGCCUUACAGAUGUGAUCAGUGUGGGGCAGCUUUUACCCAACGAAGUAGUCUAAGGAGUCAUCAGCGUAUUCACACUGGGGAUAAGCCUUACAGAUGUGAUCAGUGUGGGGCAGCUUUUACCGAACAAGGUAGUCUAAGGAGUCAUCAGCGUAUUCACACUGGAGAGAAGCCCUACAGAUGUGAUCAGUGUCCGGCAGCUUUUACCAUGUCAUGUAAUCUAAAGCGUCAUCAGUGUAUUCACACUGGAUAAAAAAUUGUCUGUUAUCAGUGUGGGGCAGCUUUUACUCAGAGAGCUCAGUUAAAGGUACCAAUUUAGACAUGAAAUCCGGAGUUUUGUUUUCAGUUUCAACUGAAAAAUGUUUUUAUCUUACCGUAUUUUCACGACAAUAAGGCGCAUAUUCUUCUUUUAUAGUCUCUUUUUUUUCAAAAUGUGUGUCGUUAUUGUAAGGCGGACGUAGUUGAGGCCACCAUGAGAAUGUUAAAGGGGGAAGUAUGGGCGCGUGAUUUGCGGAUGUAGUUGAAGCCACCAUGAGAACGUCCAGGUGAUUUCAUGAAUCACCAUCGCUGUUGAUCUGUGACUCUAUGCGUGACCAUCUCACAGCCGAUGUGGAAAAAGAAGUGAAACAAAUGAACGCUGCGCUU
Cololabis saira (Pacific saury) is the source of this 1612-nucleotide messenger RNA. Its product is annotated as zinc finger protein 501-like. Gene Ontology annotation, molecular function: RNA polymerase II cis-regulatory region sequence-specific DNA binding; DNA-binding transcription factor activity, RNA polymerase II-specific. Lineage: Eukaryota; Metazoa; Chordata; Actinopteri; Beloniformes; Belonidae. Gene Ontology annotation, cellular component: nucleus. Gene Ontology annotation, biological process: central nervous system development; regulation of transcription by RNA polymerase II. The record is from RefSeq and is a predicted model, not a curated record. The transcript has 2 exons. Bases 15 to 1220 code for a protein of 401 amino acids.